UGAAUUCUUGGUUCAUAAUUCUUUUACUUUGCUAUCUUCCCCUUUUCCAGCCUAGGGCAGCAUAGUGGCUUACUGCAUCGUACUGUUCUCCGUUGCUUGUGCUCCUGUGACCUCCCUGAUGAAGCCAGAGCAGUGAUAGCACAGCAGCAUCAUAUCCUUCCUUAGAUGUACUCUGCCUGGAGGACAGACUGCGGCAAACUGGGACUGGACCAGAACCCCUGCAUCACUGUUUUCUGUUGCUGAACAUGAAGGCAAUGAGAAUUGAGGAUGCCCCUGUGGCGAUCGCCGUGGCCGUGGUAGCUGCAUCUGGCCUGCUGCUGCUGCUGCUCAGAAGGACAGGGCGGAGGGCGAGCGGCCUCGUUACCUUGCAGGACCCCCUCGCUAAAUACCCGCUGCAGCUGGUGGACAAAGAGGAAAUCAGUCAUGAUACUAAGAAAUUCCGAUUUGGGCUACCUUCAGCAGAUCAUGUAUUAGGAUUACCUGUAGGCCAACAUGUUUACCUUUCUGCAAAAAUCGAUGGUAAUCUGGUGAUUCGAGCCUAUACCCCAGUUUCCAGUGAUGAGACAAAAGGUUAUGUUGAUUUAAUUAUAAAGGUCUACCACAAAAAUGUGAAUCCCAAGUUUCCAGAAGGUGGGAAGAUGUCCCAGUACCUAGAUGACAUGAAGAUUGGAGAUAUUAUUGAUUUCAGAGGGCCAAAUGGGCUCCUUGUCUAUCAGGGGGCAGGUACCUUUCUUAUCAAGCCCCAUAAGAAGUCUGAAGCAGAGAAGAAGUUUGCAAAGCAUCUUGGGAUGAUAGCUGGAGGAACAGGUAUAACUCCUAUGUUGCAGCUGAUUCGUCAUAUCACAAAUGAUCCUAAGGACUCCACGAAAUGUUACCUUCUUUUUGCUAAUCAGACAGAAAAAGAUAUAUUACUGAGAGCUGAACUAGAAGACGUUGCUAAGAGGCAUCCUGAUCAGUUCACGCUUUGGUAUACGCUGGACAGACCUCCACAAGAUUGGAAGUACAGUUCUGGCUUCAUCACUGCAGACAUGAUUAAAACCCACCUCCCUUCCCCUGGCAGUGAGACACUCAUUCUGAUGUGUGGGCCACCACCUAUGAUUCAGUUUGCAUGUCAGCCCAACCUGGACAAACUUGGCUAUCCCAAGAGCAGUACCUUUUCUUACUAACACUGAUGUCAUCUGAUACCUUUUUGUGAGAAGCUGAAUUUGAGGACGUGUACGUAUGGGCGUGUCAACUCAUUUGUUUAUGCUAAGGCUUGGCAACGGGGUGAAAAAAGAACCUGAACUGUUUUAUCAUUAGGGCUUUUUUCCCCACAUACAAUGUUACUGGUGGUGAAGGUUACUAUAUGUGAAACAAAAAGAGUAUUUAUACUUCACCUUUAUCUUUUAGUCAUGAUACUAAACACCAGAAAUUGUGAUUACAAAUAAACCAACCUUUUCCAGGGAUUCACUCUGCAAGUCUUCUAAACUACUGGACUUUUUUUUCUGUGGAACCCUUAAAAUAACGACAGGCAAAAAAGCAACAGUUAAUACAACACAGUAUGUUUGCAUAUGCCACAACUGUAUCAUGACGACAGCUGUAUAUAUCACAUAAUGUCUGCAUAUAACAGAUAAUUCAGAAUUAGGAGACUCAUUUCUUUUGUUAUAUUUUUAGCCUAAAACUCAUAGUAUUGGGAACUGCAAUAGAUGAAGUCAGAAACGGCAACAAGACAUCCUUUCAUCAACAAUGAAAGGCAACAAGGCACAAUGUGCAGUUUUAAACCUUCUAUCUAUGGAUGACUUUUUAGAAGCUCUUAACAAGCAAAAGUAGACAGUAAUAACUCUCUGUGAACAGUGUGCAACAUUAAGGGAUUUUAAAAAUGGAAAAAGGCAGCAGUAUAAAAACAAUUUCUGGCUGUAUGUUAUACAUUUCAAUUAAAGUUACUCAUUCUUACCUA
This is a messenger RNA of Gymnogyps californianus (California condor), 1936 nucleotides long. Its product is annotated as NADH-cytochrome b5 reductase 2. The record is from RefSeq and is a predicted model, not a curated record. NCBI's taxonomy places the organism in Eukaryota, Metazoa, Chordata, Aves, Accipitriformes, Cathartidae. The coding region runs from base 246 to 1166 and encodes 306 amino acids. Gene Ontology annotation, cellular component: mitochondrion. Gene Ontology annotation, molecular function: FAD binding; oxidoreductase activity. The transcript has 11 exons.